Messenger RNA from Archocentrus centrarchus (flier cichlid), 4906 nucleotides. It is a transcript of the gene dctn1b, whose product is annotated as dynactin 1b. The transcript is spliced from 31 exons. The coding region runs from base 371 to 4201 and encodes 1276 amino acids. Gene Ontology annotation, biological process: establishment of mitotic spindle orientation; nuclear migration. NCBI's taxonomy places the organism in Eukaryota, Metazoa, Chordata, Actinopteri, Cichliformes, Cichlidae. Gene Ontology annotation, cellular component: kinetochore; microtubule associated complex; spindle pole. The record is from RefSeq and is a predicted model, not a curated record.
GCCUGGCUGUAUUUUUUUUUUUUCACCUCUUCUUUGCGCCUUUCAUCAGAGGGUUGGAUCAGCAGCAUCAGAGACUUCCUGAUAGGGUGGAAAAAAAGCUCCUGUAGACUUUGGCUUGUGGGCAGCAGAGAGGAGGGACGGUGGAGUUUUCAGAGCUUGGGCUGUACUGUGAGCAAUAGGGAAGGGAUGGUGUGAUUCUGCGAGGAGACAGAGAGGAAGAGGGAGACGCUCUGGCAGCAUCACUGAACCCCACUCCCCUCUCCUCGAUUCCCCCCCCCCCCCCAACUGUCUGGCUGACGCUCUCCCCAAUAACGCGCUGUUUCAGUCAAGACUGGCGGUUUCUGGUGGGGGGACUCGGUGAUCAGGAAUCAUGUCACAGACUAGGAGGAACACGUACACCCGGACCACCAGCAGUGGCAGCAGCAGGAUGAGCUCGGACGGGGGUGGGCGGCCCGUCAAAGUGGGCUCCCUGGUGGAGGUGAUCGGGAAGGGGCAGCGCGGCACGGUGGCCUACAUCGGUACUACCCUUUUUGCCUCUGGGAAAUGGGUGGGGGUCAUCUUGGAUGAAGCGAAGGGCAAAAAUGACGGCACUGUGCAGGGCAAGCGUUACUUCACCUGCGAAGAGAAUCAUGGGAUUUUUGUGAGACAGUCACAGAUCCAGCUGGUUGAUGAUGGGGCCGACACAACGUCUCCUGAGACACCUGAGCCUGGCACUGGCAAGGUUCCCAAACGAGAGAUCCUGGAGACAGCCAAGUCCACUAAACUGCGAGGAGUGAAACCCAAAAAGGUGCUGCAUGUUUCUCUAACCUCGACUCCUGCACCCCGGAAGACCACGGCCAGAAGGCCCAAGCAGCCCAGCAGAACUGCAGGUGGGAAGGGGGCUGCAUCAGGCUCAGCUUCAGCCUCUGCUGGGGAGAUGAGCAGCAGCGAGCCCAGCACGCCGGCCCAGACCCCCCUGGCUGCUCCAGUCAUCCCCACCCUCCACUCCCCUGGAAACCCUCCAGCACCCAUUCCCAGCAAGGAGGAGGAGGCGUUGCGUGCUCAGGUGAAGGACCUGGAGGAGAAGCUGGAGACCCUGAAGAUGAAGCGCAUGGAGGACAAAGCAAAACUGAAGGAGCUGGAGAAGCACAAGAUCCAGCUGGAGCAGCUGCAGGAGUGGAAGACCAAGAUGCAAGAGCAGCAGGCCGAGCUGCAGAAACAACUCAAGGAGGCCAAGAGGGAGGCCAAGGAAGCCCUGGAGGCGAAGGAGCAUUACAUGGAGGAGAUGUCAGACACAGCAGAUGCCAUUGAGAUGGCGACGCUGGAUAAGGAGAUGGCUGAGGAGAGAGCAGAGUCUCUGCAACUGGAGGUGGACUCCCUCAAGGAGAAGGUGGAUGAGCUCACCAUGGACCUAGAGAUCCUCAAGCAUGAGAUUGAGGAGAAAGGCUCAGAUGGUGCAGCCUCCAGUUACCAUGUGAAACAGCUGGAAGAACAGAACAGCAGGUUGAAGGAAGCUCUGGUCAGGAUGCGUGACCUCUCUGCCUCAGAGAAGCAGGAGCAUGUGAAGUUGCAGAAGCAGAUGGAGAAGAAGAAUGUGGAGCUUGACACUCUGAGAAGCCAGAAAGAGAAACUGCAGGAAGAGAUGAAAGCGGCAGAAAGGACCAUUGAUGAGCUGAAAGAGCAGGUGGACGCAGCCUUGGGGGCAGAGGAGAUGGUGGAGACACUGACAGAGAGGAACCUGGACCUGGAGGAGAAAGUGAGGGAGCUGAGAGAGACAGUCACAGACCUGGAAGCUAUAAAUGAAAUGAACGACGAGCUGCAGGAGAACGCCAGAGAGACUGAGCUGGAGCUGAGGGAGAUGCUGGAUCUGGGAGCAGCGAGAGUCCGAGAGGCAGAGAAACGAGUUGAGGCCGCACAGGAGACCGUAGCCGAUUACCAGCAGACCAUCAAGAAGUACCGCGAACUCACAGCUCACCUGCAGGAGGUAAACCGAGAGCUGACCAGCCAGCAGGAAGCCUCAGCAGAGCUGCAGCAGCAGCCACCGGCAGAGAUGUUUGAUUUCAAGAUUAAGUUUGCGGAGACGAAGGCCUACGCCAAGGCUAUUGAGAUGGAGCUGAGGAAGAUGGAGGUGAGUCAGGCCAACAGACAUGUUUCUCUUCUGACCUCUUUCAUGCCGGAGUCCUUCCUCCGUCAUGGUGGAGACCACGACUGCAUCCUGGUGUUGCUGCUCAUUCCCAGGCUCAUCUGCAAGGCCGAGCUGAUCAGCAAACAGGCGCAGGAGAAAUUUGACCUGAAUGAAAACUGUGUGGAGAGAGCCGGCUUAAAGGGAGCCAUUGGUGAGCAGCUGAGCUUUGCGGGUGGUCUCGUCUACUCGCUCAGUCUGCUGCAGGCCACGCUGCACAAAUACGAGCAAGCUCUGGCUCAGUGCAGUGUGGAGGUCUAUAAGAAGAUUGGCUCUCUGUACCCGGAGAUGAGCGUCCACGAACGAUCUCUGGAUUUCCUUAUUGACCUGCUGCACAAAGACCAGCUGGAUGAGACGGUCAACGUGGAGCCGCUCACCAAGGCCAUUAAAUAUUAUCAGCACCUGUACAGCAUCCACCUGGCAGAUCAGAAUGAGGACUGCACCAUGCAGCUGGCUGAUCACAUCAGAUUUACCCAGAGUGCCUUGGACUGCAUGGCUGUGGAGGUGGGUCGUCUGCGGGCGUUCCUGCACGCGGGUCAGGAGAAGGCCGACCUCGCCGUACUGCUGAAGGAUCUGGAGACGUCCUGCAGCGACAUCAGGCAGUUCUGCAAGAAGAUCCGUCGCAGAAUGCCGGGAACUGACGCGCCCGGCAUCCCAGCAGCACUCAGCUUUGGACAGCAGGUGUCAGACACCCUCUCGGACUGCAGGAAACACCUGACCUGGGUGGUGGCAGUCCUCCAGGAAGUGGCGGCUGCCGGAGCUCAGAUGAUGUCGCCUCUCGGUGAACAGGAGGGGCUGUCGGCCGUCAAACUGGAGGACGUGGCGUUCAAGGCUGGAGAACAAAUCUAUGGAUCUCAGGGUGCCAACCCCUAUGAGUACCUGCGACAGUCCUGUAGCAUUGUCAUAGCAACCAUGAACAAGAUGGCGACUGCUAUGCAGGAGGGAGAGUAUGACUCAGAGAAGCCUCAAAACAAGAACCCUCCACCAGUAGAAGUGCGAGGAGCGGCUCUUCGAGCAGAAAUCACAGAUGCAGAAGGACUUGGCUUGAAGCUGGAGGACAGAGAAACAGUCAUCAAGGAGCUGAAGAAGUCUCUCAAGAUCAAAGGAGAAGAGCUGAGCGAAGCGAACGUCCGUCUCAGCCUGCUAGAAAAGAAACUGGACAGUUCAUCCAAAGAUGCAGACGAACGUGUUGAGAAGAUCCAGACUCGACUGGACGAAGCCCAGACUCUUCUGAAGAAGAAGGAGAAAGAGUUUGAGGAGACGAUGGACGCUCUGCAGGCCGACAUCGACCAGCUGGAGUCGGAGAAGGCUGAGCUGAAGCAGAGAAUCAACAGUCAAUCAAAGAUGACCAUCGAUGGGCUGAGAGGAACCGGGCCAUCAGGAAUCGCUUCCAUUGUUUCAGGAAUGGCUGGAGAGGAACAAAAAGCAAACAUGUCGUCUGGCGUUGGCUCAGGUUCGGGCGUUCAAGUGAUCGACUCACCUCUGCUGACUCAGCAGAUCGAAGCUCAGAGGCUCUGCAUCAAACACCUGAAGAACGCGAACAACAGGCUGAAGGCAGAGAAGAUGCGUGCUCAGCUCGCCUCUCUGCCCCCUCUCAAUGUGACCAAGCUUCCUUCAAGAGACGGACGUCCUGAAGUGCUCUCCAGCGCCCUCUACCGUAAGACCGACCAGCUCCUGGAGACUCUGCUGCAAAUGAGCGCCAACGUCAAGGUGGUGGACAUCACUGGGAAAUCUCCCGUGACCCCUGGUGCUCAGCUCCUGGAACAGACAGCUAGACUUCAGUCUCUGAAUGACACUCUGGACAGACUGAAGGACGAGGUAGCAGAACAUGUUGUCAACCUGCAGCCCGGAGCUCGAGUCUCAUCUGAUUUCGCCACGUUCCCUUCGACUUCAUUUGUUAAGGUGAAGGAGGAGAAGCAGGGCGACACUGUGCUGGUGGGUCGGGUCAUGGUGCCGUGUCCCCGCGGUCAGGAACAGGUCCACCGUCUCGUCCUGUCACAGUCGGAGCUGCGGAGAGUCCACAGUCUGCUGCAGACCUAAACACCACCUGUCCCGCUGUCCGCACCAAAACACGCCCCCACCGCCAACUUUGCCUCCAGUCCAGGCCAAACAAGUCAAACCAGGAGGCUUUUUUAGGUUAUUAGUGGUGAGAUUACAACCUGCAGCUCUGGCAUCAAUGUGCAUGAGUGAUGGCUAAAAUGUAGAGCUAUAAGUACAAAUUGAGUCUAUUUGUUAGUUGGUUGACAAACAGCUUAUUGGCAAUUAAUUUAGUCGUUGUCACAGUAACUUUUGAAGACUGAAGUCUUCCUCAGAUUUUUAGCAUUUUUAAAUUUCAGUGCUUUUCAUAUAUUAUUUAAGUGUUAGUAGAAUCUUUUUCCCUAUUUUAAAAGAACAGAAAAUAUCUGGGGACAUUAAUUCUCAGUGAUUAAUUUCAGUCUCUGUGAAAGGCUAAAGAGGAGGACACCCAGCCAAAAUCAAACUGCACCUGUUUGCACACGUGACAAUUUGACUGACGCCUCAUUGGCUGUAAAUUAGAACUUGCAUGAGAUCGUGACUCAUCUAGAUAAGAGAUACAAGCAACUGCGCUCCUGCAUGCUGCCCAGAUUCACCAAAUCUUUCUGCUGAAUAGGAAAUCAAGAAUCAAGAAUCAAGAAUGCCUUUAUUAGUCCCACAAAUGGGGAAAUUACAGUUAACAGAACAUCCAUCCAAAACAAAAACAUAACACAGACAGGGGGGGACAGAUGU